GUCGACAUUGGAGGAAGCUUCUAGGGUAGUUCGUUAGUGGGUGACAAGGGUCCUCAAAUCGUACUAGGGCAGCCGACACUCCGCCACCUCCUUCUCGCCUCCAAUCGUCCCGAGUCUCUGCGUCAAAAUGUUAUCAGAAACCUAUAGCCAUUACAGUGUUGUCGCUCCGACCUUAGCGAAAUCAUUUAUCGACACCGUCGUCUGGAGUGACCCAACUGCUUUAUCAACCGGUCAAAAUCCAAAGAUUCCCACUCCGUGACAGCGUGUGAGGGUGCUUCAGAGAGCGGCAAACAACUGUACGUACGUUUAAGAGAAGGCCUUCUCAGGUUCCAGAUCCUUUGUCAUGAGAGAGUCUACGAAAUCAAGUAUUAAAACACAAACGCGGAGGCCGAACCCGAAGGUCAGGACUGGCUGCGAAACUUGCAAGAUUCGGCGAAUAAAGUGUGAUGAGGCGAAGCCUCAUUGCCUAAGAUGCACAAGCACAGGAAGAAAGUGUGAUGGGUACCCAAACUCGCCGGCCGGACGCAGCUUCGUGCAUUUUAACCAGACUACCAUCAGCUCUCUUACCAAGGUGGACAAGUCUCUUCACUCUUUGGCUGGGAGCCCUGAAGAGUCACGCUAUCUAGAGUACUAUUUCCAUCGUGCCGGUCCUAGGCUAUCUGGAAACCUCGACUCGGAUCUUUGGAUGCGAAUAGUGCUCCAAUUCGCUUCUGCAGAGCCAGCUAUACGACAUGCAACUAUGGUCAUAAGCUAUUUGUACGAGAGACGAAUUGAACAUCAGCAAGCAGCAUCCCCGCUUGCUCUUGCUCUCCCCGCUAAAGGAGAGAGGUUCUUCUUGAAACACUACAACGAGGCUAUUAGAUGUCUAGUCGCUCGUAUGCAGACAAGGUCGAACGCCUUAGAGAUAUCUUUGGUCACCUGCAUGCUUUUCGUAUGCAUGGAGAUACUACGCGCUGAGCAGAGCAAAUUCGCUAUGGCACACUUCUUGAGUGGUCUGGACAUAGUAGCGACUCUUCGAGCUCGAAAACGUCUUGGUCUACCUUCAGCUUCGCAAAAGUUACUCACUUCACCAGAUAGCCCCACUCUUACUUUCGUGGAAGACAAGCUGGUCCCAGCUUUCGCACGAUUGACCAUGACAGCUCUACUUUUCGGUCACAGAGCACCUCAACUCUACCUGUCCCCGUCGUCAACCACGUCUGGAUUACUUCUCAGUAUACCGCCAACGUUCUCUACCUUCCACGAAGCCCGUCUUUCGCUCUAUGACAUCAUGAACCUCGCCUUAAUGUUCAUCCAUUCCAUUAAUUGCAAGAAAUACGAACCCUCCGGCUUUCUCCCCGGCGACCUCGACCACCACCGCCAUUUCUGCGCCCUCAUCCCCCAAUGGUCCACCGCCUUCGAAGCCUCCACCGCCACCAUCUGCACGACGCCCUCCCUCCGCGAAUCCAGCACCGUCCUCCGCAUCCUCUACACCGUCACCCACAUCUGGUUAAUCUGCUGCAUGGACCCCACCGAGAUGGCCUACGACGCCCACCUCCCCGCCUUCAAACACGCCCUCGUCCUCUCCACCCAGAUCCUCGAGUCCGGCACUCUAGCGACAGAAACACCGACCACAUCCUCCUCCUCCUCCUCCUCCGCCUUCUCGUUCGAGCCCGAACUCAUCCCCCCCGUCUACUUCGUCGCCCACCGCUGCCGCGACCCGCACACCCGGCGCGACGCGCUCGCCCUACUGCGGCAGUACCCGCGGCGCGAGGGGCUCUGGACCACGUCGACCAGCGCGGCGAGCGUGGCGCGCAUCAUCUUGCGCGAGGAAGCGCGGAGCGGCGGCGAGGGCGGGGCGUGGCCGGCCGAGGAGAUGCGGAUCCACGAUGCGGUGUACUCGGACGAGGCGCCGGCGCUCAAGGCUGCGUUCUACGCGGUGCCCGGGGGCAGGGGCACGGAGAGGGUGGUGUGGGGAGAGGAGAUGGAUUUGAUGCGGGAGGAGCGGGUCACGAGGGAGGAGUGGAGGGGGGUGUGGUAGGAGGUAGCAAGUAGUACAGCACCAAGACAUGAGUUUGAGCACUCUUUGGGACUGCUUGGGGGACUCUGAUAGGCUUUUAAACCUCGAAAUAGGCUGUGAAAGGCAAUAUAGUGGAAAUUAGACUAUCUUUUGAUGUAGCUAGUAUCUGCUACCUGGGGUGCUCCUUAUAGUGGUGUCGAGCGAGCAAGAGUGGAAUUGUAGCAGUCGUACAUCCGCGUUCCUAAACUUAUGACCUAGUACUGUAUACUGGAGGGCCUCAAGUAGCUGCAAGCCAGUGUAUGAUACAGUAAUACUAAUAACUACAUAAGUUUGGGCACUCCUUGC
Messenger RNA from Mytilinidion resinicola, 2341 nucleotides. RefSeq lists its product as uncharacterized. Gene Ontology annotation, biological process: regulation of DNA-templated transcription. The record is from RefSeq and is a predicted model, not a curated record. Bases 344 to 2017 code for a protein of 557 amino acids. The transcript is spliced from 3 exons. Lineage: Eukaryota; Fungi; Ascomycota; Dothideomycetes; Mytilinidiales; Mytilinidiaceae. Gene Ontology annotation, molecular function: zinc ion binding; DNA-binding transcription factor activity, RNA polymerase II-specific.